Molecule: messenger RNA, 5406 nt
Organism: Colletotrichum karsti
Lineage: Eukaryota; Fungi; Ascomycota; Sordariomycetes; Glomerellales; Glomerellaceae
Exons: 3
Coding region: 1-5406 (1801 amino acids)
Cellular component (GO): membrane
Source: RefSeq, a predicted model, not a curated record
AUGCCGAGUGCACCAUAUUGGGGCGACCUGUCAGGCCCCAAGUCCGCCAGACGCCAACGACGCCAGUCUGAGGAUUUUAGCCUGCCAGAUCGCAAACCUUCUCCCGCCGAUCUCCUCCUGGCCCCCUCGGCAGCCGACGAAGCCUCGGGCAGUCGUCCUCUUCCAGUCCCUCCCCCAAAGUCAAAUCGCACCUCUCUCCAGACGACAAACACUGAGGCCGUCACCGACUCGACUCUCAGCCCCUUUGCCUCGCCUACUGCUUCACACUUCGCCGACCAGGGCCUCGCCCCGCGCCCGCCGACCUUCCCCUACGGCGAGUCGCAGUACCCAGAGGACCAGCAAGCCGAGAGACGCCAACGACGACGUCGGGAGCGCAAAGAGCAAGAGGACUACCCGGUUGUCGACCACGAGUCUCUGCCCGUGGGUGCCACGCCUCCAGCUGCGCCCGAUGUGCCCAAGGGUCCUCCCGUGAGCUUCAGACAUCCAUACGGCAAUGGUGGAUUGCCAUACACGCACCCCGCCCAAGGUCCACCUCGUCCUCCGCGAUAUCCCAGCCCGCUGGUGAGCCAGGACGGUGACGACGUUGACAUGAAUCCCGAGGGGUACUACAGGGACCCCGCGCCCGAGAGGCAGGCCCCGCCGCCGCAACAGGCGCAACGACAGGACGAGUACCCGCCGCUCGACCGGUCCCAGCGGACACUCGAUACGAACGAUGAGACGGGACAGCGCCGCGAAUCGCAUGGCUCGACGAGGAGGAGGUCAGAAGGCCGCAGAAAGGCUUCGGGAGGAGGAUCCAGACAGUUCGCCAACGACCGCUCUCCGCUUCAAAGACUCGAGCUGACGCUCGACAGUAUCACAAAAGAGGAGAAGCGGGCUCGUGUGGAGGCUGCGGAGCGCCGGGCGAGAGAGAAGGCUGCUGCUGCGGCGGCGCAGAAUCCGGAUCUCCUACAGCCUCCAGAGGCAUCACACCGCGCACCCCGCUCGCAGCCGCCGCCGCAACAACCACCGCUGAUCAAGCAAGAGCCUCAACGGCCACUCCCAGAACCACCACAACAGCAGCCGCAGCCUCCUGCGCCUGUUCCUCAGGUGCGGUUCAGUGACGUCUCGUACGACGACGAUGAUGACUGGAGGGGCCCGGCGCCCGAGCAACAGGCCAAUGUCGCUGCUCCUCGUGGAGCUCCCACGCAGUAUUAUCACGAUGAUAGGCGGCAUGCGCCAGCGCGAGUCUCUCUUGAUGAUGCGCGACGGCAGCCGCGUUUUGUGGAUGAAGAGUACGGUUCUGGUCAGUAUCAGCAGAGAGCCCCCGCCAUGGCUGCAACCAGACACGCCCCUCCGUCUGCCGGGGCCAUUCCCCAGAGAAGCGUUAGUUUGCGUGAGGAACCCAGACAGGCGCCAGCUUCAAGCUCGGGUAUCCCUAAACGUAACUUGAGCUUCCGUGAACGGGCAGCAAAGAAUGACAUGAACUUGCCGACGGCGGCGGUUGAAAGGCAACAGAGCCCAGAGUCUAGUCCCGAGCCGACGCCCCCGGUGACCAGUUCUCGAAGACCUAGCUGGUCACUCACCAGACGCGGUAGCAACAAGCUUAAGAAGCAGCCAAAGGGUGAGAAGGCGCCGAAGAAUGAUCCGUGGUUCAACAUUCGGAAGGACGCUGAGGCCAAGUACGACGACAUUGAGUUCCGCAACGCAGCUUUGGAUGAAUCUGCGGCUGCGAAGGGUGGCCCUCCCGUCAAGAGGUCGGCGUCGCAUGCGGCGCAUGAACAGGCAUUGCCCCCGGACGCCACGCAUGAAGAAGUCAGACGGGCGGGCAUCCCCAGUAAGGCUGCGAGGUUAAUUGGAAUCGACAUGGGAGGAGUCCAACGACGUGCGACGGCCCCUACGACCCGUCGAGACUACGAGCACGACCAUGAGGAUGAUCCUCGUUAUGCGCCUGUUGCUUCGGGCGCCCGAGGGGAUGAACCACGCCACGGCUCUUACAAGGAGGCGACGGAUCGCGGGAGACAGUAUGACCGAGAGUACUACUCCGACGAUGAGGAGUACGAUGAGCGCGGUCAUCGCAUCUCGAACAGGCUGUACCAUGGCCGAGACAGCUUUCGCCCGGGCGAGGGCAUCUACAAGCCUCCCAAGUACCUUGACGAGUGGAAGAAAGCAACAGUUGGCACUCUGUCUGGUUCUUUGCUUGAGCUCAACGACGACCAGCCCCCUGCAGCUGAUAAGAACUCGCCGUGGUGGGAGGGCAGUGGCAAGCGGAGAGGAAGUGCCUCUCGCCCGCGCAAGGCGGAAGCCUUCGACGGUGAAUACGAUGAGACUAAUGCUCCCACGAGAUUCAAGCCGCCACUGUACCUCAAGUGCGGUCCGCUGUUGAGAUACUGCGGACUCAAGCAUGAGAAGGUACCUCCUCGCGGCAGGAACACUGCCGCCACCGAGAGGACGACAUGGCGUGGCUCGGUGAUGAUCGUGACGCAAGACAGCGACUCUUCCUACGAGAUUGCACCGACGUUGAGACUGUUCGUGCAGCCUCUCGAUCUGCUCCCACCUCCACCGCAUACCAUCUCUGGGGAGCAGGAUCUGCCCCCUGAGUAUGUAGACCCCAUUGCUGGCAUGCCCAAGCUGGGCAGAAGAGGAGAAACUCUCUACAUACGACCAGUCGACCACCUUGAGGAGGCCAAGGACUUGUCGAGAGAUGAGUCGGAUAACGGACUCUUUGAGAAGACCAAGAGCCCUCCUGACGUGCCACCGGCAGAUGGCUCGAUGGAUUACCCAGGAUCAUUCUCGAGCCGCCGCAAGCGCGUCAAGAUUGACGGCGAAAAGGUCUCCAAGUACAAGGACGUUCGCGGAUUCCGCUUGCACGCGGAGCGUGGCUACACCUUCUGGCGCUUCAACAUCGAGAUUGAACUCCGCGAGAAGCAGCAGCGGAUCGCGUACCGUAUCAACCGCGGCCCGUCUAUGGGCUUCUGGGUUCCUGCUGCGGGAGAGUCCAUGAACAUCAUGUUCUACAGCUGCAACGGCUUCAGCAUGAGCGUCAACCCCGACGACUUCAGCGGACCCGACCCGAUGUGGCGCGACGUCCUCAACACGCAUCAGUCGCAGCCGUUCCAUGUUAUGCUUGGCGGUGGUGAUCAGAUCUACAACGACUGCUUGAUGGACGAGAGCAAGCAGUUCCGGGAGUGGUUGAUGAUCAAGAACCCUUUGCACAAGCACAAUGCGCCUUUCACCUCGACGAUGCAGGACGAACUAGAGAAGGCGUAUCUUGAGAGAUAUUGCAUGUGGUUUUCGCAGGGUCUCUUUGGCGUGGCCAACUCACAGAUCCCAAUGGUCAAUAUGUGGGACGACCACGACAUUUCCGACGGCUUCGGCUCGUACGCCCACCACGACAUGAACUCGCCGGUAUUCUCUGGACUCGGCAACGUGGCGUACAAGUACUACAUGCUGUUCCAGCAUCAGAGCGUCCCUCAAGAGACGGAAGCAUCUGAACCCAGCUGGAUUCUUGGUACUCGGCCAGGCCCAUACAUCAACGAAUUGAGCCGCAGCUUGUUCGUAGAGCUCGGCUCCAAGGUGUCGCUGUUGGCCGUCGAUGCCAGAACGGAGCGAACGGAGGGUGAUGUUGUGAGCGAGGAGACUUGGCAGCACAUGAUGGACCGAUGCUACGAAGAACUCAGAAGCGGUAGAACUCAGCAUCUGCUUGUCUUGCUCGGCGUCCCGAUUGCCUAUCCCAGACUGGUUUGGCUGGAGAACAUUCUCACAUCGAGAGCUAUGGAUCCCGUCAAGGCGCUUGGCAAGCUGGGAAUGCUUGGCAACACGCUGAACCACAUUGAUGGUGGUGUCGAGGUUCUUGACGAUCUCGAUGACCACUGGACCGCCAAGAACCACAAGAAGGAGAGGGAGAUUGUCAUUCAGGACAUGCAGGAUCUGUCGGCAGACAAGUCCGUGAGAGUCACGUUCCUCAGUGGCGAUGUUCACCUUGCGGCUGUUGGCCAGUUCUACGCCAAUCCCAAGCUGAAUCUGCCCAAGCAUAAGGACUUCCGUUAUAUGCCGAACGUCAUCUCAUCAGCCAUCGUCAACACCCCGCCUCCCGAUCUGAUGGCAGACAUCUUGAACAAGCGCAACAAGAUCCACCACUUUGAUGAUUCCACCGAUGAGAACAUGAUCCCGCUGUUCGGACACGGUGUUGAUGGUAAACCCAGAAACAACAAGCAUCUCCUGCCGCAUCGGAACUGGUGUGCCAUUCGGGAGUGGAGUCCCGGCACCACGCCGCCGCCCACGCCGCCUCUGUCGGCCUACGAUAGAAGCCCUAGCCCGCCUCCUAGUCGCGGCGGUGGUCUCUUGCGGCGUUUCUCUUCCAACAAGGGACCGGCAUACCGUCCUGACAUUCAGAAAGACUCUCCUCGGGAUUCAUCUCGCCCGCCAAUCUCGAACAGCGGCAAGGCUGGCGGUGGCUUGUUCCGAAGGCUCUCCCGUCGUAACUCGACCGACGGGGGCCGACCUGCCGAACCUGACAAGCCAAAGCGGUCGAUGUCGUUGACGCGCAAUUUCUUCAGCCGUAAGGGCAGCAAGAAGUCGAAGCCCGAUGACGGUGGCAUCAAUGGAUCGUGGGGAGAAGAUGAAGACGACAAUGUGAGCUCAGUUGAAGACGGUCAUUACGGAUAUGACCACUACGACGGAACGCCCGCCGUGCAGCCCCGUGUCAGAGGCAUGGGUCUACGCGGAGGAGGCCACGACGAGUAUCAAUCUGGGGAUGAUUCAUACUUCACGGCUCAGCCCGCCGUGCGAAUGAGAGGUGCGCCCAUUAGAGCCGGUGCGCACCACGACGAGUACCAGCCCGGCGACGAGUCACAAUUCACCGCCCGCCCGCCGACUCGCGCGCGUACUAUGAGUACCGAGCGCUCAGCCGCGAUGCCGCCGCCCAGGCCUUUCCACCGCACUCCCACCGGACUGUCGAUCAAGCAGCAGAAGCAGGCCGACAAGUUCGCAGUCGACCUCGAGGGCGGCCUGGACAUUUGCCUCAACGUCGAGGUUAACCCGAAGGAUCCCACCGGCAUAACGACGCAAUACCGACUUCUCGUCCCACGACUCUUCUGGGACGACGCGAAGGAGGGCGCGAUACUACAGCAGCCCGCGCCGGCGGGCUUCAAGCGUUUCUUCAGCCUUAGCAAGAAGAGAGACACGAGUCGCCCGCCGGAGGAGUUGGAGGGCGAGGAGGAGCAGUUCGACAGACCCGUCACGGGCAGACCUCAAACCGCGGCGGCGCCGCUUCCACCUGCCGGACGGGACGGGUAUGAUGUGCCCAGGGCCGCCGCGAGGUACGAGUCGCCUGGAGGAUACGAUUCUUCCCGUACAUACGACUCGUCUGCGCGUUACGAUUCACCCGCGAGAUACCAGCAGCAUGCCGGGCGGCAGGAGAGGAGGUGA